UCCGUUUUGGCCUAACAGUUAUCUGUCACUAUAACCAAAACAAAACAAUAUACAUCAACAGUUAUCUGUCACUAUAAACCAUCAAUUCAUGAAAACAUUAAAAUAACAUUCUUUUUUCCUUUUCUGGUAUUGUGUCACAAAUUUCCAAUCAAAAAUAAAAAUAAAAGUUGAAGAACUUGUACAGUAAAAAAGGAAUUUUUUUUUCCCCCUUCUUCAUGACGAUGGAAUCAAUGCAUUUGUUUCCUCCAUUGUUCUCAUUUUCCAUUGUUUUCUUCUCUUUUAAAUAUCCCCUUUUUCUCAAAUUCCAUUUUGGUGCUACAGUGUGAAAGUAGCUGUGAAAAUGGUGAUUCCAUCGGAUCCGGGUCGGGUUCGGAUUUCGAGUUUGAGCAGUAGUGAUCUGUGUUUGAAUUCGAUCGGGUUGAAUGGUGGGUUGUUUCUAGAAGAUUCGGCUCCGAGAUCAUUCGUGUCGUUGAUUGGGAACCAGAGUUUGUGUUCUUGGGAGAAUCGGCGCAGAGGGUUGGGAUUGGAGGUUCGCGGCACCGGCGGACGGUUUUUGUCGGUGACGGUGUCAAUUAACGGCGGUGGGAAUGAAGGGUUUCAGGAGGAUUCCGGUGAAACGGCGGCGGAAAGUGAAAUGCUAGUGUGUCGGCGGCAAGUUGAAAAGGUGGAUGAGGAGAAGAAAGUGCUAACCGGUGGAGGGGCAGCUUUGAAUACUACUAAGCAUCUAUGGGCUGGAGCUGUUGCUGCAGCUGUCUCAAGAACUUUUGUUGCUCCUCUUGAGAGAUUAAAGCUGGAGUAUAUAGUUCGUGGUGAGCAAAAGCAUCUUUUGGAGCUCAUCAAGACGAUUGCAGCCACUCAAGGCAUCAAGGGAUUUUGGAAAGGGAAUUUUGUCAAUAUUCUACGCACGGCACCGUUUAAGGCUAUCAACUUCUAUUCGUAUGAAAAAUACAGGGAUCAUCUCCUUAACUUAACUGGUAAUGAGGAGGCAACUAAUCUCGAAAGAUUUGUUGCUGGUGCUGCUGCAGGAAUUACAGCCACUGUGCUCUGCAUACCUAUGGACACUAUUAGGACAGUAAUGGUAGCACCUGGGGGAGAAGCAUUGGGAGGCUUAAUUGAUGCUUUCAGCCACAUGAUUCACACUGAGGGAUUCUUCUCUCUUUACAAGGGCCUAGUUCCUUCCAUCAUAAGCAUGGCACCUUCAGGCGCGGUUUUUUAUGGUGUUUAUGAUAUACUAAAAUCAGCUUAUUUGCAUUCACCAGAAGGGAGGAAAAGGCUACAAAAUAUGAAACAAGGUGAAGAUCUAAAUGCAUUAGAUCAACUGGAAUUGGGUACAGUUAGAACUUUGGUAUAUGGAGCAAUUGCUGGUGCUUGUUCUGAAGCCGCUACAUACCCAUUUGAAGUUGUGAGGAGACAGCUUCAAAUGCAGGUCCGGGCCACCAAGAUGAGUGCAUUGGCAACUAGCUUGAAGAUAUUUGAGCAAGGUGGUAUUCCUGCCCUCUAUGCAGGAUUGACUCCCAGCUUAUUACAGGUUUUGCCAUCAGCUGCCAUAAGUUAUUUCGUUUAUGAGUUCAUGAAGAUUGUUCUGAAAGUAGAAUAAAUAUGAGAUAUGAUUGCCCAAAAUCCAUUCAUGUCGAUGAGUGCUAUAAGUUGACGCUGACAAGUGGUGUACAAGUUAAUCUCAAGGGCCUUUUUGUAUUGUGUGGCCUGAACACAGUGGUGGGAAUAAUACAAUCUCAUUUAGGAGGUAUUAAAGAAAUUUCUUGUUAGUUAGGCUUUUCCUUUGUAUCUUUCAAAAGGAGGAAAAUUGCUGUAGCUUUUCUUUCUCCAUUUAUAUCUAAUGAAUUGUGUGAAGAGUCUUUUCUCUA
Molecule: messenger RNA, 1865 nt
Organism: Solanum dulcamara
Lineage: Eukaryota; Viridiplantae; Streptophyta; Magnoliopsida; Solanales; Solanaceae
Product: probable mitochondrial adenine nucleotide transporter BTL3
Exons: 4
Coding region: 341-1597 (418 amino acids)
Biological process (GO): transmembrane transport
Source: RefSeq, a predicted model, not a curated record